CUGACCUAUUUCCACCCCUAGCACACACCUUUCUAUUCUCCUCUCAACCUCGAAAACCAUGGCCUCUCUCGUCCGUGGAGCCGCAUCUCUAAGCCGCACUGCCAUUUCCGCUUCCAAAUCUCCGAUCCAACUCCUCCACCGCCGCAACUUCGCCGGAGCCGCAGGAUACAUUAGCUUCACUAGGCAUCUGGAAAAAGGUUGUGAAUUGAGUGAUCAUGGAUGACCUAUUCGACUCUUCACUGAAUUUGGAGGAGACCCAUUUCAAGGAAGGCUAUGACGAAGGCUACAAGGAUGGCCUCAUUGCAGGCAAGGACGAGGCCAAGGAAGUUGGUCUCAAGGUUGGCUUUGAGGUUGGUGAGGAACUAGGUUUCUACAGCGGUUGCUUCCAUAUCUGGACCUCUGCCAUCCGGCUUGACCCGAAUUGUUUCUCCUCCAGGGCCAAAACUACCAUUGACCAGAUGCAGGACCUGGUCGGCAAAUAUCCUCUCACGGAUCCAGAAGAUCUGCAGGUGCAAGAGAUCAUGGAUAGCCUCAGGGUCAAGUUCAAGAUGCUUUGUUCUUCUCUGCACGUCAAGCUUGACUACAACGGCUAUCCAAAUUCUUCCGAGGCCACCAGCAUUCAGUUUUGAACCAGCUUGAUCCUGCUAGACUGGUACCAGUGUAAAAAAAAAAUAGCAAAAUUUAGAGUUCAAUUAUGGACAUUACCCUUGUAAUUUCAGUUAUGUUCACUUAAAUGUAGUUUUUCUUCCAUCCAGUGAGACAUGGAUAUCUGUUAAAAGUGUGUUUGAGGAGAGAGUUUGACAUCAAUAAAUCGAUGUUUACUGUAAACAAAAUUUUCAAGUAUUUCUAGCAAUGGAAAUGGAAGAUUACCUUCUUAUGGCA
Lotus japonicus is the source of this 882-nucleotide messenger RNA. RefSeq lists its product as uncharacterized. Bases 216 to 629 code for a protein of 137 amino acids. The record is from RefSeq and is a predicted model, not a curated record. The transcript is spliced from 2 exons. Lineage: Eukaryota; Viridiplantae; Streptophyta; Magnoliopsida; Fabales; Fabaceae.